Molecule: messenger RNA, 876 nt
Organism: Sporothrix brasiliensis 5110
Lineage: Eukaryota; Fungi; Ascomycota; Sordariomycetes; Ophiostomatales; Ophiostomataceae
Exons: 2
Coding region: 1-876 (291 amino acids)
Biological process (GO): protein deubiquitination
Molecular function (GO): deubiquitinase activity
Source: RefSeq, a predicted model, not a curated record
AUGGCUCCUAAGAAGUACAAGAAGACAUCUUCCCGCGCCUCGCACCGGUCGACUCUGUCGCUACAAAAGACCGAAAUUGUUAUCAAUGUCUACGAUCUUCUCACACCUAGCCGGUGGUCCUCUCUUUUGUGGCACAUGGGCACAUCCCUGCUUCACUCUGGCGUUGUCAUCAACGGCCGUGAGUACGCAUACGGGGGCCACGACCGCCACGGUAUAACAGGCGUGUACUGGACAAGCCCGCGCCAUGAACCCCCAGGUGGCACAUUUCGCUGCGAGAUCUUACAAGGGUUCACAUUGGCAACGCCAGCUGAGAUUGACGCAAUUAUCCGCAGUGCUUCGGAGGCGUUCCACGGCCCGUCUUACAACCUGCUCACAAAAAACUGUAACCACUUCACGGCCUUUUUGUGUCGCAAAUUGACAGGGCGGCCUGGUCCCGCAUGGCUCAACCGCGCUGCUAGUAUCGGGUUGGCUCUCCCGUGCUUGGUUCCGCGUGAGUGGGUGGAGCCGCCCGAGUUCGAUUCUGCAGAUGGCGAGCUGCUGCACCCAGGAGGUGGCAGCAACGGUUACGAAGAUUCCUACAGCGCCUACGGCGACGACGAUGAUGACGAUGCGCAUGGCGAACGAACAAGCAUGCUUCGGCAGUCUUCACAACAUCAGAUCCACCUCGUUGGUUUGGACAGCCCCCCAACCAGCGCUCGGUCCAGUAUGACCGGCACUCGAGCAUCUGACGAAUACCACCCCGAGCCUUUUGAGGAAGGCGACGCCGAUAUACAGUCUGGCCGACGCAGCGGCACCAAGGGGAAGGGGCGAACCAGCUUCUCGCGGGACUCUGCGGGCAAUGCUAUGCCGCCAUCCGAGCGGGUCCCUACGAUGUAA